Molecule: messenger RNA, 1245 nt
Organism: Penicillium cinerascens
Lineage: Eukaryota; Fungi; Ascomycota; Eurotiomycetes; Eurotiales; Aspergillaceae
Exons: 1
Coding region: 1-1245 (414 amino acids)
Source: RefSeq, a predicted model, not a curated record
AUGCCUGCUAGGCGCGACGAGCGGCAAGGGAACGCGUCAAACAACGCGUCCACCCCGUCCGCCUCGGAUACCGCGUUCUACCCAACCACCACAAAGUCUGGCUUGGUUCGCCAGAUAUCAGUGGCCACAACAGUUCAGGACGAAGAUGAUGGCGAACGGACCGUGCGAACCAUUGAGACACAGCAGGGGUCGGAGCAGCCACAGUCCGAGUUCCAAUUACUCCUACGUGCAAACAACGAGCUUAUGAUUCGAUUCGAUCGCAUGUCCGAAGUUUACGCAAAAAAUGUUGAAGCUAUUACUGCGGAGUCAGCGCUGUAUCGCCAGGAGCUGGAAACAUCGUGGAAAGAGGUCAAUGAGCUCCAAAAAGAGAUCGUCAGUCUGAAAGAACUGAUCCAGUCGUUGUCGCUGGGGGCGCCCACCACGUCACCUGGCACCCAGGUCAGCAGCCCAGGAAGAAGCUGGGCGUCUAUCGUUUCACAAUCAUCGUUAGCGUCGUCUGAGACCCGGGCAGCGCGUGCCGGACUGGGCCUUCCUGCUGUGAUACUGGACCUACGCGCUGCUGAAGACGAGACCAAAGCACUAGUAGAUGACCCCACGCGGAUACGAGAGAAAAUCCGUACAGCACUUCAAGGCGAGACUACGACUGCGAGUAUUGAUGUCGUGGGGGUCAAGUCGACCUCCCGAUCCACAAUCAAAAUCUUUGUCGACUCAGAGGAAAGCGUAGCGAACCUCUGGCAGGCUACGCAGUGGCUGAACGCCCUGCCUGGAUCUAAGCUGCAAGGGGAACAAUGGUUUCCGGUCAAAUUGAACGACGUCAAAAAAGACAGUAUCUUUGGAGCAUCGGGAAUGCAACGAGAGGACUUCAUGAACACCUUCCAGGACGAGAACAAAGUCGCGCAGGUCAAAAAGAUCAUUUGGCUGAGUGGAAAGAAACGCUAUGGAUCCAUGGCGGUCUUCCUUACCAAUCAAACAGAUGCAGAGGCCCUGCUCCGCCGUCGGAUCGUCCACGUGCGGGGGGAAGCGGCUUUUUCGGACCGAUUUUAUGAACGACAGCGACCACUGCGUUGCCGCAAAUGUCAACAAUACAAUCACAAAGAAGACCGGUGCCCAAACUCCGAAGCCUGCGGCAAGUGUGCAGGCAACCAUCGCGUUGAGCAGUGCACAUCUGAUACUCUUAAGUGCGCGUCCUGCCAAGGAAACCACGCCGUCACUGACCGCAACUGCCCGAAAUGGGACGAAGCGUAG